AUUUUGAUUUAGAACAAUCAUCCGAGGCAUCCAAUGGGUAAGGAAAUCAACGUGAACCUCGCUAACUACAUGGGCAAAGUGGUUACUGUGAAGCUCAAUGGAAACCGCAUCGUCGAAGGAGUACUCCGUGGAUAUGACCAGAUGAUGAACAUUGUUCUGGAAGAUGUGUACGAAGUGGUGAAUGAGAACGAGAAGCAAGAAAUGGGAAGAGUUGUAAUCCGUGGGAACGGCAUCAUUCAGAUGGACUGCCAGACGACUAGUCAUUAAUAAACAAU
This is a messenger RNA of Blastocystis hominis, 275 nucleotides long. RefSeq lists its product as hypothetical. Gene Ontology annotation, biological process: spliceosomal snRNP assembly; mRNA splicing, via spliceosome. Gene Ontology annotation, cellular component: U12-type spliceosomal complex; U2-type prespliceosome; precatalytic spliceosome. Gene Ontology annotation, molecular function: RNA binding. The record is from RefSeq and is a predicted model, not a curated record. The transcript has 2 exons. Lineage: Eukaryota; Bigyra; Opalinata; Blastocystidae. The coding region runs from base 34 to 267 and encodes 77 amino acids.